Tilletiopsis washingtonensis is the source of this 672-nucleotide messenger RNA. Its product is annotated as FeS cluster assembly scaffold IscU. Gene Ontology annotation, cellular component: cytoplasm; mitochondrial matrix. Gene Ontology annotation, biological process: intracellular iron ion homeostasis; iron-sulfur cluster assembly. The coding region runs from base 1 to 672 and encodes 223 amino acids. The transcript has 3 exons. The record is from RefSeq and is a predicted model, not a curated record. Gene Ontology annotation, molecular function: 2 iron, 2 sulfur cluster binding; ferrous iron binding. NCBI's taxonomy places the organism in Eukaryota, Fungi, Basidiomycota, Exobasidiomycetes, Entylomatales.
AUGUUCCGCACCGCCGCCGCCUCGCUCGCCCGCUCCGCCGCACCCGCCCUCGCCGGCUCGUCGCGCGCCGCCGCCGCCCGCCCCGCGCUCCGUGCCGCCGCCGCGCCCGCCUUUGCGCGCACGCAGAAGCGCGCCUACCACGAGAAGGUCAUCGACCACUACGAGAACCCGCGCAACGUCGGCUCGUUCCCCAAGGGCGACCUCGAUGUCGGCAUCGGCCUCGUCGGCGCGCCGGCGUGCGGCGACGUGAUGAAGCUGUGCAUCAAGGUCUCGGCCGACGGCAUCAUUGAGGAUGUGCGCUUCAAGACAUUUGGCUGCGGCUCGGCCAUCGCCUCCAGCUCGUACAUGACGGAGCGCGUCAAGGGCAUGACGCUCGAGGCCGCCGGCGCCAUCAAGAACACGGAGAUUGCAAAGGAGCUCAGCCUGCCGCCGGUGAAGCUGCACUGCAGCAUGCUUGCCGAGGACGCCAUCAAGGCGGCCAUCCGUGACUUCAAGUCGAAGCGCGACGCUGCCGUGGCCAAGGGCCAGGCGCCCAAGUCUGGCGUGCGUGCUGCGCGCUCCUCUGCCGCGACCCUGGCUUACACUCUUGCACCUACAGCACAUCGACGUCUCGCAGAGCGUCACGACGGGCAAGGUGAGCAUUGCGCGCUACUCUGGCCGGACCGUCGCUGA